Molecule: messenger RNA, 603 nt
Organism: Capronia coronata CBS 617.96
Lineage: Eukaryota; Fungi; Ascomycota; Eurotiomycetes; Chaetothyriales; Herpotrichiellaceae
Exons: 2
Coding region: 1-603 (200 amino acids)
Source: RefSeq, a predicted model, not a curated record
AUGGCCUCCGCGACCGAAGUCAAGUCUUUUCGGGACCUGUUAGGUGCGCCGCGAUUGACGGCCGGUCCGCAAGACAGCACGCUGAUCAUCAUCGACGCGCAGAAUGAAUACGCGCAGGGAAAUUUGAAAACAGUUAACGUGGAACAAACCCGCAAAGCCAUCGCGGCGCUGCUCGAAAAGUACCGUGCCGGCAGCGACGGGAAGAACAUUGUCCAUGUGGUACACAAGACCCCUGACGGCGCACCGGUGUUCACUCCCGGCACAGCUCUCGCCGAGGAAUUCGAGGAAUUGCAACCCCGGCCUGGUGAGAAGGUGAUCGAGAAGGAACGCGUGUCUAGUUUCACCGGGACGGAUUUGCACGAUUAUUUGACCGGCUUGGGCGAGCGUGGCAAGAAGACCGUGUUGACGGGCUAUAUGGCGCACGUGUGCGUCAGCAACACGGCCAGAGCGGGCGCUGAUCUCGGGUAUAAUGUCGUGCUGGCUGCCGAUGCCAUUGGAGAUAGAGAUAUCCCGGGCCUGACGGGGUCGGAAGUCACAGACGCGGUGCUGAAGGAGUUGGGCGAUGCUUUUGGCACCGUGGUGCAGAGUGCCGAGGUGAAAUGA